UGCCGGAGUGAUGCAGGCAUCUAGAAACAAAGCUGGGUCUUCCCCGAGGGCUCAGCCUGGGACAGCCCCGACGGCUUUUGGCUGCCGUAUGGAAGAUCACAGCAAGCACGUCCGGCCCGUCCCGCUCCCAGCCGUGCAGCAGAAUUUGAGCUAUGUGUACCCUCAGAUCUUCUGGGUGGACGGCAGUUCCAGCACCCCCGCGUCCUGCCCCCCAGCGCCCUCCGCCGCUCCUUUCCCACCGCCAGUACCUGACCGGAGGAGAAAGCCGAGGAACAGGGAAGGGAGGAGUGUCGGCUUCCUGGUGACCUCUUUGCUGAUCCUGCUGGCCCUCACUGGAGUGGGGCUGAGCAUGUUUCAGAUUUUCCACCUGGAGAAGGAGCUAGCUGAACUCAGAGAGUCUACCACCACUGAACACAUCCCUCCAGCUCUGGAGAAGCUCAUAGGGCAAAGGGAGCAGUUACUGAAAGCAGAGGGCAGGAAGGCAGCUCACUUAACAGGGAGCCCAGCCCAGCGGGACCUGCCCCUGGAGUGGGAGCCCACCUCGGGGCAUGCCUUCACCAGUGGGGUGCAGUACCACGCCCAGGGCCUGGCCAUCAACGAGUCUGGGCUCUACUUUGUGUACUCCAACGUGCUCUUCCGCCACAGCCUCUGCACCGCCCAGGUGCUGACCCACGUCGUCUACAGGAAGAUCCCAGCCUCCCCCGGCAGCCAGGUGCUGAUGGAGGACAAAAUCAUCAACUACUGCACGGGGCCCAGCAAGUGGGCCCGGAAGAGCUACCUGGGGGCUGUGUUUAAGCUGGGGAAGAUGGACAGCUUGCACGUCAAUGUCUCCAGAAUAGCUCUGGUCAGUUUCGAGGAGUCCAAGACGUUCUUCGGCAUCUUCAAGCUUUGAAUGGAGCUGUUGGAGCGUGGCUGGCAGCCCUUGCACGCUGGGACACGUCAAGAGCAAGUGCUGCCUGGAGGCCAGAGGCCAAGCCAGGGUCUCUCACCACAAAGCCCACCAGGAUGCUUUGGCCUGCAGCGUGAGAGGGUUCAACCUACUUGUAAGGGACUAGAAGCAGACCUCUGGGAACACUGGGGCUGUGCUGCAUCCUUCCUGAAGAGAAUCUACAUAACCCCCUCCCAGAACACCCCAC
Dryobates pubescens (Downy woodpecker) is the source of this 1136-nucleotide messenger RNA. RefSeq names its product Fas ligand (gene FASLG). The record is from RefSeq and is a predicted model, not a curated record. Gene Ontology annotation, molecular function: tumor necrosis factor receptor binding. Gene Ontology annotation, cellular component: membrane. The coding region runs from base 11 to 892 and encodes 293 amino acids. The transcript has 4 exons. Gene Ontology annotation, biological process: extrinsic apoptotic signaling pathway via death domain receptors; positive regulation of canonical NF-kappaB signal transduction; immune response. Lineage: Eukaryota; Metazoa; Chordata; Aves; Piciformes; Picidae.